Messenger RNA from Tauraco erythrolophus (red-crested turaco), 492 nucleotides. Lineage: Eukaryota; Metazoa; Chordata; Aves; Musophagiformes; Musophagidae. The record is from RefSeq and is a predicted model, not a curated record.
GUUGAUUUUAAAGUGAAGAAAAUGGUGGUAGACGGCCGUGCAGUACAGCUUGCAAUAUGGGACACAGCAGGACAGGAGCGCUUUAGAACACUGACUCCCAGUUAUUACCGAGGAGCUCAAGGGGUUGUUUUAGUGUAUGAUGUUACAAGAAAAGACACUUUCGCAGGACUAGAGAGCUGGCUGAAUGAACUGGAAAUAUAUACCACCAAAAGCAACACUGUGAAGAUGUUAGUUGGCAAUAAAACUGAUAAGCCUGAUCGUGAAGUAGAGAGAAGAGAAGGGCUCCAGUUUGCUAGGAAACGCUCACUGCUUUUUAUAGAGACCAGUGCCAAGACCCAGGAUGGAGUGCAAUGUGCCUUUGAAGAACUAGUCAUAAAGAUCCUGCAGACACCAGGUCUUUGGAAUAAAAGCACAGAGAAGCACGGAGUCCAGCUAAACGAAUCUUCACAGCAGGAUAAAAGCUUAUGUGGUGCAUACUGUCCACUUUCUUAA